GGAAGUGCCGCGGCCGGGCAGAGGGGGAGGGGAACGAUCGCGUCCGGCCGCGGCGGCCGGGAUGGAGCACCGCAGGAUGAACCUGCCUCACGGCCCCGACAACCUCUGCUUUGACAAAGACGAGUUCAUGAAGCCAGACUUCGAUGUCGAUCGCUUUGUGUCCGACUGCAGGAAACGUGUCCAGCUGGAAGAGCUCAGAGAUGACCUGGAACUCUAUUAUAAACUCCUAAAAACUGCUAUGGUAGAGCUCAUAAACAAGGACUAUGCAGACUUUGUUAAUCUUUCAACAAAUCUGGUGGGCAUGGAUAAAGCCCUUAACCAGCUUUCAGUGCCAUUGGGACAGUUACGAGAAGAGGUCAUGAGUCUUAGAUCAUGUGUCAGUGAAGGAAUUCAAGCAGUAGACGAGCAUAUGUCUAAACAAGAGGACAUUAGAAGAAAAAAGAUGUGUGUCUUGAGACUUAUCCAUGUUAUUCAGUCAGUUGAGAAGAUAGAGAAGAUUCUGCAUUCCCAAAAUUCAAAAGAAUUGUCUUCACUAGAGGCAAACAGCCCCCUUCUGACUGGACAGGUUUUAGAGAGGAUUGCCACAGAAUUUAACCAGUUACAGUUCCAUGCAGUACAAAGCAAAGGAAUGCCUCUUUUGGACAAAGUGAGACCACGUAUAGCUGGAAUAACAGCCAUGUUGCAGCAGUCUUUGGAAGGGUUGCUCUUAGAAGGCCUUCAGACUUCAGAUGUCGACAUAAUACGACAUUGCUUACGGACGUAUGCAACAAUUGACAAAACACGAGAUGCAGAGGCUUUAGUUGGUCAGGUGCUUGUAAAACCAUAUGUAGAUGAGGUGAUCGUGGAACAGUAUGUUCAAUCUCAUCCUAAUGGCCUUCAGACCAUGUACAAUAAGCUGCUGGAGUUUGUUCCUCAUCAUUGCCGUCUCCUGCGUGAAGUAACAGGGGGAGCUAUUUCAAGUGAAAAAGCAAAUACUGUUCCCGGAUAUGACUUUUUAGUGAAUUCAGUGUGGCCGGAAAUAGUACGUGGUUUAGAAGAAAAGUUGCCAACGCUUUUUAACCCUGGAAAUCCAGAAGUGUUUCAUGAGAAAUACACCACAAGCAUGGAUUUUGUGCGGAAAUUUGAACGACAGUGCGGCUCGCAGGCCAGUGUGAAAAGGUUGAGAUCUCACCCUACCUACCAUAGCUUUAACAAUAAGUGGAAUCUGCCCGUUUAUUUCCAAAUAAGGUUUAGAGAAAUAGCAGGGGCCUUAGAAGCAGCACUUUCUGAUAGCUUAGAAGAAGCACCAGCUGAAAGUUCAUACUGUCUGUUAGCCACUCACAUGGUGUGGGUGAGUCUUUUGAAGUGUUGGUCAGAUCAGAUUUUUCUACCAUUACUAACACACCGUUUGUGGAAACUUACCCUGCAAAUCUUAGCACGCUACUCUGUGUUCAUUAAUGAGCUUUUGCUCAGGCCUAUCUCUAAUGAAAGUACAAAGGACAACAAAAAAUCUGUGGCAACCAUUAGCAAGGAAUCUGCUGUAAACCUGAACUCAAGUGAGGAUCAGGGAAGUGUCCCUUCUCCAGAAACACAGCCGUUACCUUCUAUAUCCAAUAUUCAGCUGGUGUAUGUAGCUGCAGAUCUGGAGAAACUUCCAGAGCAGCUUCCUGAACUCUUAGAAAUAAUCAAACCAAAACUUGAAAUGAUUGGCUUCAAGAAUCUAUCCUGUAUCACAGGAGCCUUAGAAGACUCGAAGGCUUCUUUAUCAGCCUGCACGCCCACUUUGAAUGAUAGGAUUAUUCAGGAUUUAAGUGAGAACUGUUUCAGUUACCUGAAAAGUGCCUUAGAAGUUCCAAGGCUCUACAGGAGAACCAAUAAGGAGGUACCAACUAAAGCUUCACCGUACGUAGACAGUGCUCUGAAACCUUUUUAUCGGCUGCAGAGUGAGUACAAAGAUAUAUUGAAACAGCCCAUGGUUCGUCAGUGGUUGGAAGGUGCCCUCUCUGAAAGUACACAGAAGUAUUAUGAAACUGUAUCAGAUGUUUUGAGCUCUGUAAAGAAAAUGGAAGAGAGCUUGAAAAGGCUAAAACAGGCCAGAAAAACUGUAACUUCAAACAGUGUUGGUUCAAAUGGGGGCAUGAGCGAUGAUAACAAAAUCAGACUACAGUUAGCCCUGGAUGUUGAGUACUUUGGGGACCAGAUGCAAAAGAUGGGAUUGCAGACGAGUGACAUAAAAAGUUUUUCAGCUCUCACAGAGCUUGUUCAAGCUGCCAAGGAUCAGGCUGCUGUGGAAUAGCCUUAAAUAUUUUGGAAAACAUAUGAAGAGGAACCAUGUCUCCAAAAGACGGGAGAAUUGUUUUACUGUUCUCUCUCAAAUGCUAUAUAGCAACAAAGUGCUUCCUGACGUAUCUCCUGCAACAAGUCAAUGCACCUUUUGUCAAGAUACAGACUUGUUUGACCAAAAACACCACCUAAGAGAGCAUAUACCAGUCCUUCCAUUGUAUGGAAGAUGAUUUGAAGAGUUCUAAAUGUUUUAUUGUAGAAUAAAAACAAAGAAAAUGUCUUUAUUUUUAUUAUAAAUCUUACAAUAUGGAAGAAUUGAUUUAACAUGAUUAAAAUAAAUAUGUAAUGAA
This is a messenger RNA of Alligator mississippiensis (American alligator), 2612 nucleotides long. RefSeq names its product component of oligomeric golgi complex 2 (gene COG2). The transcript is spliced from 18 exons. Lineage: Eukaryota; Metazoa; Chordata; Crocodylia; Alligatoridae. Gene Ontology annotation, biological process: protein transport; Golgi organization; intra-Golgi vesicle-mediated transport. The coding region runs from base 62 to 2275 and encodes 737 amino acids. Gene Ontology annotation, cellular component: COG complex; membrane. The record is from RefSeq and is a predicted model, not a curated record.